Octopus bimaculoides (California two-spot octopus) is the source of this 2515-nucleotide messenger RNA. RefSeq names its product E3 SUMO-protein ligase PIAS2. Gene Ontology annotation, biological process: protein sumoylation; regulation of transcription by RNA polymerase II. Gene Ontology annotation, molecular function: SUMO ligase activity; transcription coregulator activity; zinc ion binding. NCBI's taxonomy places the organism in Eukaryota, Metazoa, Mollusca, Cephalopoda, Octopoda, Octopodidae. Gene Ontology annotation, cellular component: chromatin. The record is from RefSeq and is a predicted model, not a curated record.
GGAGUGGUGGUAGUAGUAGUAAAAGCAACCGGAGUAGCGGUAGUAGUAGUAUUUAACAAGGAAAGGAGUAGCACUAUUAACAGCAGGAGUAGCGGUUGCAGCAGUUGUGGUGGUGGUAGUAAGUUUUAUCUUACGAAUACAACUGUAUACGGUCAAGUAAACAAUUAUUUUCUACUACUUGGCUCCAUCACGACCACAGACCAAUGAAUUACCCCACUCACGGACAGGUUAUGCUGGCACUGGACUUGCUACCAGAAACGCUAGGUUCUGACCUUUCUGAUAACUUUGACUUCUUUUCCCCGCUGCUUUCCCUCAGAAACUAAUGGAUGCCACUUUCUCGGCCAACUUCGCCCAUUGAGGAAUGUAUAUUACGAAUUGACGGAGUCGAUGCAUGCAAGUUUUAGACUAAUUAUAAUUUACUGCUGAUUGUAUUUUAUUUACCUGCGUAUUUUGAUAGAGGAAAACUUUUUUUAGUCACGUUAAUUUUGGGCCUUAUUUCCUAUCCAAAAUAAUAUUCUCUUGUCCUCCAGCUCGGCAUACAGGAGUUGUGAGUUGUAAGGUAUUUCAUUGGGUGUUACCAUCAUGUUAGAGUAAUGGCGCCUAAAAAAUCAACAGUAUCAAACGUUCUUCCGUUUCAUGUAGUGGAUAAAACGGCUUUAUCACCGGGAUAUACGCAUUGGGACCAUCAUGAUAUAAUUUAUACUAAAAGUGGUCCAAUUGAUUUUAGCAGUAAGCACAAUCACUCAAGUCCUGUGAGUUCAUUACCAGUUCAUCCAGAUGUGAGGUUGAAACGGCUACCGUUUUAUGACAUUUUAGGAGAGCUUCUGAAACCAACUAGUUUGGUCCCUAAACCUACUGGUCGUUUUCAAGAAACAUUCUUUAUAUUCCAUCUCACUCCUCAACAGGCACAAGAUAUUGCUAUGUCCAGAGAUUUUAGACCUGGUGCUAAAUGUGAAUACACAACACAAGUGCAGUUGAGAUUUUGCCUUUUGGAAACAAGCUGCGAACAAGAUGACAACUUCCCUCCAAGUAUAUGUGUGAGAGUGAAUGGGAAACUCGCGACAUUGCCAAAUCCAAUACCAACAACUAAACCUGGUGUUGAGCCCAAACGUCCAGGACGUCCAGUUGACAUCACAGCUUUAUGCCGGUUGUCACCAACAGUGCCCAAUCAUGUUGACGUGUCAUGGGCUUCAGAGUUUGGAAGGGGUUACUGUGUUGCAGUUUACUUGGUGAAAAAGCUUACCUCUGACAUUCUACUACAAAGAUUAAAACAGUUUGGUAACCGCCAUCCAGAUCAUUCCAGAGCUUUGAUUAAAGAAAAAUUACAACAUGAUCCAGACAGUGAAAUUGCAACUACUAGCCUUAGAGUAUCAUUGAUGUGUCCACUUGGAAAAAUGCGUCUUCAGAUUCCCUGUCGUUGCAGUACAUGUACACAUUUACAGUGUUUUGAUGCUUUCACAUUUCUUAUGAUGAAUGAGAAAAAACCUACAUGGAUCUGCCCUGUCUGUGAUAAAUCUGCAGCAUUUGAUAAACUUAUUAUUGAUGGAUUAUUUGUGGAAAUUCUUCAACAGUCUGCUGGUUGUACAGAGAUUCAAUUUGGUGAAGAUGGUUCUUGGAGUCCUUUGAAGGCUGUAAAAGAAACAUUACUUAUCAGCAGCCCAGUUAUUAAAAGCUCAUCAAUACCAGGAUCACCCGAGAAAAAAGCAAGUCCACAGCAAGAUGUGAUUGAUUUGACUAUGGAUUCCUCAUCUGACGAGGAAGAUCUCACACAGCAUGUUACUCCAUCACGAACUCCAAGUACAUCACAAACCAGUAAUUCUUCAGGAUCAUCAAUUGCGACUUCAGUUAAUUCAUCUCCUGUGUAUUCCAACAAUGUAUAUCUUCAGCCGCCUUCCCUUCCUGUUAUCACCUCCAACAGUAUUGCAGCAGUAUUUGGCUCGCGGUCAUCUCCUGUGUUGAAAUCUGCACACUCAUUGUACAUAUCACCUCCAAACUUUGCUGAACUGUCAGCUAAUGAUAUUUCUGAAAAUUUUACAAAACUACCAGUUUUCCCUGGAGCCAAUUCCAGUUCAGCAGCAGCGGCAGCAGCAGCAGCUUCAACACCAAACCCAAGGGAUGUCUCCAUGUACUCAUUGCUAUCACCAGAAGCCAGUGAUGAUAUGGAGAUAUCUAACUUGAUUGGUUUACCAGGCUAUCUCCCUAACAGUAACAUUGUAUCCAGCAUGAAUAGCAGUAGUAGCUGCAGUAACAGCAGUAGUAGUAUUAGCAGCAGCAGCAGCAAUAGUAGCGGGUGUAAGAGCAGCAGCAGCAUCAGUCAUAGCCAUCCACCCUUACCUACCACAGUUAUGACUAACUCCAUUGCUGUAACCACUUCAUCUGACUGUUUGAAUUCAAACCUCAACCAACUCAAUCAACCUGAUGUCAUAUCACUUGAUUAAAACAUCUUGAUGCAUCUCAGUGUCAAUACACUCAUAAAUACUGAUAUGUUUGUAAAUAAAGAAUACAUUCAAACUUG